This is a messenger RNA of Thyridium curvatum, 876 nucleotides long. RefSeq lists its product as uncharacterized. The record is from RefSeq and is a predicted model, not a curated record. NCBI's taxonomy places the organism in Eukaryota, Fungi, Ascomycota, Sordariomycetes, Thyridiales, Thyridiaceae. The transcript has 2 exons. Bases 1 to 876 code for a protein of 291 amino acids. Gene Ontology annotation, biological process: fatty acid beta-oxidation. Gene Ontology annotation, molecular function: enoyl-CoA hydratase activity. Gene Ontology annotation, cellular component: mitochondrion.
AUGAACUCGAUUCGCAGCCUGCGGCCCCUCGCCUCUCGCUUCCAGGCGUCCUCCCUGCCCCAGAUCACCCGGAGCUUCUCUGCCACCGCGGGACGGCGGUAUGAGUACAUCCAGGUGUCAGAGCCCAAGCCGGGUGUUGGCCAAGUAACGCUGAACCGGCCCAAGGCUCUCAAUGCCCUGUGCACCCCUCUUAUCAAGGAGCUUAACCAGGCUCUCGGCGAGCUGAACGCUUCGGACAGCGUCUCCGCCAUCAUUCUCACCGGCUCGCAAAGAGCGUUUGCCGCUGGUGCCGACAUCAAGGAGAUGCAGCCCCUGACUUUCUCCAAGGCCUACACCACGUCUUUCAUCGAGGAGUGGUCCAACCUCACCACCCAGGUCAAGAAGCCCAUCAUCGCCGCGGUAUCUGGUCAUGCCCUCGGUGGCGGCUGCGAGCUCGCCAUGAUGUGCGACAUCCUCUACUGCACGGAGGGCGCCAACUUUGGCCAGCCCGAGAUCAAGCUGGGUACCAUCCCCGGUGCCGGCGGCAGCCAGCGCCUGACCCGAGCCAUCGGCAAGUCCAGGGCCAUGGAGCUCAUCCUGACCGGCAAGCCCUUCUCCGGUGUCGAGGCCGGACAGUGGGGUCUGGCGGCACGGACCUUUGCCACUUAUGAGGAGCUUAUGGAGGGUGCGCUCAAGACGGCCGAGACCAUCGCCGGCUACUCCAGGGUGGCCGUCCAAGCCUGCAAGGAGGUUGUCAACAAGAGCCAGGAUCUGCCCCUGCGCGACGGCGUCGAGUUUGAGAGGAGGGUGUUCCACAGUCUCUUCGGCAGCCAGGACCAGAAGAUCGGCAUGAAGGCGUUUGCAGAGAAGAAGAAGGCCGAAUGGACGCACGAGUAA